AUGGUCUGGCCAUCACCACCAGCUUUAAAAAACCCGUCGUCUUCGUCUUCGCCUGCACCGCAUCGUCGUUUGUCUAUUGGUCGCCUGCAUCGCACUGCGUCUCCGUCUCCUGUUCGCACUUCUUCAAAUCGCAAUCCUGAUUCUUCUUCCUCUUCUGCGUCUUCGUCCAACCAGCGAGACUGGCAGCAUCAGCGCCAGCAGCAGUCGCUGGAUCUCAUCCCUUACGAUCCUCCUGCUCCUCCUUCUCCCUCGUUUGAACAACAUCAGUAUCAGUCUUCUCAGCAAUCUUUUUCUUCAAUGCCUUCAACCACCUACCAACUCAUGCCGGGAUCUUUCCACGACUUCGAACCCGACCUCCCAUCCUCCGAAGAAGAAGACAUGUUCCGUCUCGCUCAUGCUACCUCACCAUUCACCAACAUUUAUAACUCACCAUUCGAACCUCGAGAAGAGCUUCAAAUCCAACCCUUCUCCGUCCUCCCCUCUGCUCAACCCCACUCCAGCUUUCUCUCGUCUUCUUCUUCCUCGCCCCCAUUCGCAAACAUGUCCACCUACUCCACUCAAGCCGCAAGCUAUUCUCUCCCCUCACCACCAACUUCCCAGCUCGAACGACCUGAAUCGCCCUUCUCUGUCGACUCUCAGCCUACGCUCCGUCAGGGCGAUUCUCGAGUCCUUUCUCCACCGAUGAGUCCCAUACCAAGGCCCCAAAACAGAGUCAGUGGUGGAAGCGGUAGUGGCAGCAGACAUGCUCGGAACUCAGAGGAUGUUGAUACUCAGGCGCUCAACGCCGUUGUGGAUGGCAUUGGGAGGAUGCAAGUCAAUAUGAAUCUGGACCAAGCUGGGAGAUGGAGGAUUGCGCGACGGCCUGGUGCUCCUUGGUAA
This is a messenger RNA of Trichoderma gamsii, 879 nucleotides long. RefSeq lists its product as hypothetical. Lineage: Eukaryota; Fungi; Ascomycota; Sordariomycetes; Hypocreales; Hypocreaceae. The record is from RefSeq and is a predicted model, not a curated record. Bases 1 to 879 code for a protein of 292 amino acids. The transcript has a single exon.